Ricinus communis (castor bean) is the source of this 1801-nucleotide messenger RNA. Its product is annotated as cell wall protein RBR3. NCBI's taxonomy places the organism in Eukaryota, Viridiplantae, Streptophyta, Magnoliopsida, Malpighiales, Euphorbiaceae. The transcript is spliced from 6 exons. Bases 402 to 1571 code for a protein of 389 amino acids. Gene Ontology annotation, molecular function: DNA-binding transcription factor activity. The record is from RefSeq and is a predicted model, not a curated record.
UAUGAGAUAAGUCAUGGAAAUACAGUUCAGAAAUAGGUUGUAUAUAAUAAAAGGAAGUGGCCAUAAAUCUGUACGAGAGAGGAUUCAAAAGAAAAGAAAAAGGAAGUGAGAAAGUAUGGAGCGAGAAAAUCGAGUAAAUGAGAAGAUUUUGAUGAAUGCUUGGAUUUCCGUGCUUUGAAAACAUCCUAUUUUGUGAUUUUCCUGUCCGACAAACACAAUAUUUACACAAACUCACACUUUCCUUCUUUUAUUUCUCUUUUCUUUGGGAGAGUAAGAUCUUUUUGUGCUUAAAACAUGGGUAGACUUUCUUUGGUUUCCACUUGAUGAUCAACGUAUAGGAAAGCAAAGAAUCGGACCCAAAAAGAAAGAAAGAAAAGAAAAUAUAAAACUUAACUUCAAGAAUGUGCAGCAAUUCAAGCCAUAGUAGCAGCGGCGGAGGUGUUGGUGGUGAUAAUGGUGUUGAUAGUAUAUAUUCAAAGAAACCCAAGAGACAAAGAGUACCAAAAAGAGGGCCAGGAGUUGCAGAACUAGAGAAGAUUUUGAGAGAACAAGAGAAGAGAAAUGAUAUAGAAAAGGCUAAGAGUGACGGGUAUUCAUUAGUAUCAUCACUUCCCAAUUCUUAUCACCCGCAACCCCUUGCUCUUGCUUCAUCAAAAUCCUUACCACAACCACGACCUGUCUCUUUCUCUCCACAUCCUAAACAAUUUACUCCACCGAAUACAACAUAUAGCAUAGCGUUAGUUGGCAAAAGUGGCGUCCAAAUCGCUGGAUCAAAUUUGGUUUUACCUGAGCAUACUUUGUUACCUACGAUGUGGAGUUCUUCUGAGACUAAAGUUGGUGUUGGAGUAUCAAGAUCAGUUCCCGGAUUUCCAUUUUCUGCCCGUUCAUUGAAUGGAUCUAAUCCUAGUCCUGUGUUUCCUGAUCCUAGUUUGAUGCAAAGAAGCCAAAACACACCAUCUUCAGCUAAAGAUCUUUUUCCUCAUUGUAUUGUGUCAUCUUCAACAACUCCAUCAUCUUCUAUACCUUGCCAUGGUAGAGAGCCCCCUUCAAACCAAACCACAUAUUAUCAUACUACUCCUUUAUGGCCAGAGGAAGAUCAGAUGGUUGGAGCAAAAAGAUCAAGACCAUUUUCCAUGGAGAUCCCUCCAGUCCCUGUUUUCCACUAUCCAGUUCCAACAUUUUCACCUCAAAUCAACAGAUUAGACCCUUCAUUUUCAUGUGGUAAUGGCAGCAGCAUUGAAGCAAGUGCUACUAUCUCCAGAGAGAAGAUGCCAAGUAGUUCUUUGGAACCGAAUAUCGAAAAAUGCAAUACAGAUAAUGGAUCAUUACCAGAUGGAAGUUUUUUAUUAUUUGGAUGUCCAACAACUCCUCCAUCCACUCAUACUCUUCAACGAGAACUAUCCAAAUUCAGUCAUUUUCCUCUUCAAGAAAGCAAUGGUGGAGGAUCUAUUCACAAGAAACCUUUCUACAGCUUCUUACUUCCAAGGGAGCAUAUUGGCAUGGUGGAAAGCUUAAACAAUGAGAGAACUGAAACGAGGGGAGAUGGCAUUGAUCUCAAUCUUAGACUCUAAACAAAUUGUUGUAAGCUAAAGUGUAACAAAAGACGUACGGAAAUCCUCAUAAUCAUCUGAUUUUGAGUUAAAUAUUUAUGGAUAUGGUUGAAACCUUGUAUAAGAAUAUGUGCAUUUUCAGAAGAUUCUAUCUUUGAAUGUAAGAGUUUACAGACAAUUGAGAGUUUUUUGUUGGUAGAUUGUGGCUCGAGUAUGAACUUUAGUAAUCUAUAAAAAUUAACAUUCCAUGA